CAAUUUAAGACAUGUAAAUUGAUAGUUAUAUACAAUUUAGUUUCAGCAUUGACUUGACUUCAUCUCUUAACCUUAGGGGUUCGCAAACACACACACACACACAAUGAUCACAUAUGAAUUUAUUUAUUUCGAAAAGUACAUUUGGUGGUAGGGUGUUAUUAAUUGAUCACCUUAGAAUAAACAUAAGAACAAAGUAUAUAGAUGGGAUUAGAAAAAUAUAUGAAUGUGGGGCAGGUCUUGUAUGGUGAGGGGGAUGCAGAGGAAUCAUUAUCAAGCCCAAGUUAGCUGCAGAAAGGGGAGAUUCAAUUGUAUGAAAAAUUGGAUAUGUCUUAAUUUUUAAAUUCAAUAUCAUGUAAUUUUCUUGUUAUAAUAUAUAUCAAAAAUAUGCUUUACCAUUAUAACACACGUAAGAAACUUCACAUUAUUGACUGUUCUAUAUUAUCAAUAUAUAAUAUGCGAAUUUGGCAAUACAUAUACACUCCUUCGAUAUACGAAUUAUGGCCUCUGCAAUAGCUGCAAAAGUCAGCUGCUCAUGAUCCCAGUCUCUAGCUAUAUAUACAGAUAACACAUUCAUUCAUUGACUACUUCCACACACACACAUAUAUAUAGAUAGAUAUAUGAACAUGUGCAUAUAACAUAAGGCAUGUCAAUGAGUGGUGAGUGGAGUUGCAUCUGGGACAAAACUCGGAUAUGAUUUUUUUAGAUUCUACGAAAUGUCAAUGUCCAUCUGAUAUUAGUUCUAACUUUUAUAAGAAAAUAUUAGUUUGAGCUUUCUGCGUCAAUAUGUCUAACUACUAUAAGAAAAUUUCAUUUGAUCAUACUAUAAGUUCUGAUCUGAAAUUAAUUCGGUUACAUAUGAAAGAUGUAAUGAAGAAGAAGGUGAAUUAGGUGGUCCAACCAAAUAAAGACGAUAGAUAAAGAUCAAAGAGUCUCCAUUGUCCCUUCACAAAUCUCAUAUAUCUUUGUUUUUUAGGUUUAGUCGCUUUCCCUUCUUCCACCAACAACAAUGCCAAGAUUUUGUAAAUGUUAUAUUAAAUACCCUAUGGCCUAUUCAGUCACCUAAUUAUUAUUUCUCUUAAGCCUCAUUAGAUCCUAACUACAGAGUUAAUUUAGUUUCUCUUACAUUUUCAAAAUCGAGAUUGUUUAACUGGCCCAAUUAGUAUGGGUCAAUGUAAAGCCCAUUAGUGGCCUGACAAAAUUAUAAAUUAUGGGCCGUUUCGAUUAGAUCUUCCUUUUGGUAGUUCUCUACUUCUCUUCUUCGGCGGGUUUAAUAUCGUUCUUCAAACAUAAUUGGGCCUAAACUGGCUCUAAUGGGCUUUACAUGUGGUUGAGUUACGUGGCACGUUCACGUGAUAAUGAUUAUUUUCAUGAUAAUUAGAGCUGGUCCCAGUGACAUUGAUUGUGCCAGGUCAAAGGUGAUGUGGCAUUAACAAACGAUUAGUUUAAUUAAUCAAAAUUUUCAGAUUAUCACCUCACCAAAAAUCAUGUAGAAAUAGUCAUUAGCAAUAACUAUU
Messenger RNA from Arabidopsis lyrata subsp. lyrata, 1514 nucleotides. RefSeq lists its product as uncharacterized. Lineage: Eukaryota; Viridiplantae; Streptophyta; Magnoliopsida; Brassicales; Brassicaceae. The record is from RefSeq and is a predicted model, not a curated record.